Hippoglossus stenolepis (Pacific halibut) is the source of this 1179-nucleotide messenger RNA. RefSeq names its product annexin A2. The transcript has 13 exons. The coding region runs from base 37 to 1053 and encodes 338 amino acids. Gene Ontology annotation, molecular function: cytoskeletal protein binding; phospholipase inhibitor activity; calcium ion binding. Gene Ontology annotation, cellular component: cytoplasm. The record is from RefSeq and is a predicted model, not a curated record. NCBI's taxonomy places the organism in Eukaryota, Metazoa, Chordata, Actinopteri, Pleuronectiformes, Pleuronectidae.
UGCUGCUGCUGCUGCUUCACUGAAGGUUAACUCAUCAUGUCGCUGGUGUCGGAGUUUCUGGGCCAACUGACGCUGUCAUACGGCGCGGAAGAGGAGCCCACUUUUCCCACCGUGGUGCCGGUACAAGACUUUGACCCGGCCAAAGAUGCUGCCAGGAUUGAGACGGCCAUCAAAACUAAAGGCGUAGACGAACAGACGAUCAUCGAUAUCCUGACCAGACGAAGCUCCGAGCAGCGCAAAGAGAUCGCCUUCGAAUAUGAACGACUCGCCAAGAAGGAUCUGCCCACAGCCCUGAAGGGGGCGCUGUCUGGCCCUCUGGAGGCUGUGAUGCUGGGUCUAAUGAAGAGCACAGCUGAGUACGACGCCUCCGAGCUCAAAGCUUCCAUGAAGGGGCUGGGAACAGACGAGGAGACGCUCAUCGAGAUCGUCUGCUCCCGGAGCAACGAAGAGAUGCUGGAGAUAAAGAGGGUUUACAAAGAGAUGUUUAAGAAGGAGCUGGAAAAAGACGUCGCAGGAGACACGUCAGGAAACUUCGCUAAACUGCUGCUGGCUCUGGUUCAGACAAAGAGAGAUGAGCCUUCGAACGUUGUCGACUAUGAGAAGAUUGAUGAUGACGCCAGAUCUCUGUAUGAAGCUGGAGUGAAGAAGAAGGGCACCGACGUGAUGAUCUGGAUCUCCAUCAUGGCUCAGAGGAGCGUCCCCCAUCUGCGGAAAGUGUUUGACAGAUAUAAGAGCUACAGUCCCUACGACAUGAAGGAGAGCAUCAGGAAGGAGGUGAAGGGAGAUCUGGAGAAGUCCUUCCUCACUCUGGUGGAGUGCUUUGGAAACAGGCAGCUGUACUUCGCCAACAGACUCAGUGAAGCCAUGAAGAGUAAAGGAGCCAAAGAGAAGCAGGUGACCAGGAUCCUAGUUUCACGCUGUGAGGUCGACCUGAUGAAGAUCAGAACAGAAUUCAAGAGGGAGCACAAAGGAUCACUGUACCAGACCAUCGCUGAACACACUAAAGGAGAUUACCAGAAGGCUCUGCUCAGUCUGUGUGGAGGAGACGACUGAGACCUGUCAGGACUCCGUUUCCCAGAAGGCCUCGGGGUUCGACCUGUUAGCUGAAGACCUGCUCAGCCUUAGAGCUCUUUGUCAUUUCCAUCUGAAACAUCUUGUGGAAUAAAAAAUAACUUUUCA